This is a messenger RNA of Ochlerotatus camptorhynchus, 1522 nucleotides long. RefSeq lists its product as uncharacterized. The transcript is spliced from 5 exons. Bases 1 to 1008 code for a protein of 335 amino acids. Gene Ontology annotation, molecular function: oxidoreductase activity, acting on the CH-OH group of donors, NAD or NADP as acceptor. The record is from RefSeq and is a predicted model, not a curated record. NCBI's taxonomy places the organism in Eukaryota, Metazoa, Arthropoda, Insecta, Diptera, Culicidae.
AUGUCGAUCGGAUCAGACGUUUACUACACACACAAAGAUGGUGCCUACGUUGCAGCUGAUGAAGGCGAUUUUCUCCCCUUCAGUUGGUUCGAGGUAGUUUCCAAGGUGCUCCUGCAAGUGGUGUUGAAUAUUCCAAGUUUCGUCAAAGAUUUUAUCCACGCCUACAUUUGGGCCCCGAAAAAGUCCAUCAGUGGAUGCGUGGCUCUAGUGAGUGGAGGAGGAAAUGGCUUCGGCAGAGCUCUUUGUCUGAGUCUCGCUCAGGAAGGGUGUAAGGUUGCAGUAGCUGACAUCGAUGAGAAGGGUGCAAUCAGAACCGCGUCGGAGAUCCGAAAACUGGGCAUGCAGGCCGUGGCGUUCUAUGUGGAUGUGAGCGAUUUGAAAUCAGUGCGUCAGCUCAGGAAAGAAGUGGAACUUAAACUCGGCUAUGUGGAUAUUUUGGUUAACAAUGCAGGGCUACUUGUUGAUGCGAAAAUUUCCGACGGUUCAGAUGAAGCCGUACGGCGAAUCAUUGACGUUAAUCUAACGUCACAUUAUUGGAUGAUUCGUGAAUUCAAACCAGCAAUGAUUGAAAGAAACAGUGGCCAUAUUGUCGGAAUCAGCUCGAUUCUCGGAUUCUAUGGAACCUUCAGAACUAAUUCCUAUUGUGCUACGAAGUUUGGAGUUAGAGGAAUGAUGGAGUCGUUGAAUGAGGAGUUGUAUUUUAAUGGUCAAGAUGAAAAAGUGUUCGCUACAUGUGUUUAUCCUAGUCUGAUUGCUACUAGGAAGGAUCUAAUGAAAACUGCCAAAGAUAUGGGCGUUCUUAUGGAAACAAUGUACCCGGAACAAGCAGCUAGCAUCGUAGUGAAAGGAAUCCUACAGAACAAACGGGAAAUCAUUUUGGGAUCCUUCCUGGUCAGACUUGUAAUCAAGCUGUAUGUGUUCCUUCCAAUAAGACUGCGACACAUCACAACAAGUUGUAUCAUUGGCGAUGCGAGUAGAUGCAGCAGGUUAACGAAUGGGGUUGAGUAAAUCUUGAACGGUGAUCUCAGAUUCCUCUAUUCACAAAUAGAGACGUGGACAUCUCAAAAUCGAAAGCGGAUUCGACGGAUGCAAACAUACGAACCAUGACUCUAUGACUGUUUUUUUUUCAAUUAGUUUAAUUGUUAGGCUCAAAUGUCCAACAGGACUGCAGGGACCCGAGAACUAUUAAAUAAUUUCAUAAUUACAAUCAGAUAUUCACUGGCGUGCACAGGGGAUUUUUAUUUCCACAUUUACAAAAUUAUGAUAUAAAAUAACUUGAUUUAUUGAUAACUUGAUUUGAAGGUAAAAUAACUUCAUUUCAUAAAAAAGAGCACUGAAAACUUUUUAUUGCGUCAAUUCCUUUGAGAUGGUCCCUGAAAAUUGCACCACAAAGGUGCAUGAAGGGACAAACUUCAAUGAAAUUUUUUGGUUACAACACAGUGGUGCAUACAAAAAAUUGCUGGUGUAAUUUUUUUUCAAGGCUGUUUUUUUUUCAAGUGUAAAUUUAAGGAUGAACAAAUCA